AUGAAUCGCCGAAAGGUACCCAAUCUCAAGAACGGUGUCGACCUCCAGCUGCAGUCUGCGUUUAACGAUGGCAACUGGGCUGCUGUGGUCCGUCUUGCAGAGAAGCGGGCCCAAACUUCCAACGACCAAUAUUAUGAGAUUAUGAAAAUAUGUGCUGAAAGCCACCUGGAUGAUCCCGUUUCCAAGUUCGCGGCCAUAACCGCUAUUGACAAGUAUGUCAGAGAAGGAACCGUUGUCAAAGAUGUCGAAUCCAUGGAUCUCCUUGAAUGGGCCAGCCUCGGCCUCGGCCUGAUGGACGAAGAAGACUUUCCCAAGACAAUUGGACCAUUGAGGGUACGUCUUGUCAAGGCUGCGCCCAAGGAUCUCCGAAGCUUCAACGACUGCUUUGAGUCAUGCUUAAUGCACUGGGAUCUUAUCAGCGUGCAACAGAUUGCCGCGAUAUUAGACAGAACAUUCCCUCGAGAUCAUGGCUUUAUGUUUUACAACAUCGUGACCACGCAUUUAUUGGCGACUAGCCCUCAACUACCCCUAGAGAAAAAGAAGCUAUAUGGGAUGCUCGCACUGAAACAGAUUCAGCGUGCUGCACAAUUGGCUGAAGAGACUGCGGCUACUGGAGACGAAGACGUCGAACCACCGCCACGAAGUGUCCAAACAGAAGAAGAGAUCCUGCUGUUAUACGAUGUAACUGAAAAGCAUGGUUCCAAGGAUGACUUGGCAAAACUCGUCUCAAGUCCCGUCUUCAGUCCUCUUGUUCAGUUCCGAAAGGGCAGGAAGGAGUUGAUGCUACGCACCAUUUCUCGCUACCAACAAGAACAGCAGUUCGAAGCUAUCUUCGAGUUGUGUAGGGAUUGUUUAUCAAUCGAAGGCGAAAACGGUCAGCCAAGUCUCAUGGCGGGAGACUGGAAAGUCUGGAAGCAUUUCAUUGAAGCCGCCACAGAGAUCAAGAAUACCAAGCCAGAGUAUGUGCGAACUCAAGAGCAGAAGAAGCCCCGACUGACAAUAUUCAGCAUUGAAGAAACUGUCCAACAACUCCUAUUGAAGUUCAUCAAGUCGCCAAAUCUGCGACCCAUCCACGAGCGCACUAUUCUAUUGGCGCGUCUCUCGGCCGCCUUCAAUCUUGCAUCGAACGACGAGGACGAUGUUAUUGAGAACGUGCCUACAUCAUUCCGACUCAAGGAACUGAUCAGCUACGUGGAGAGCCAAGGGACAAAUGCUGCGUGCUUUGAUGAAAUCAAAGCCUUUGCAGAGAGACUCAGCCCAGUCGCAUUAUGUUACAUGGCAUACGGGCUCGUUCCAAUCUUGGCUCGGGCUGCAGAGGACGAAAUUCAGUCGGCUAGACUGAUCAACCUUUCCUUCAAGCUAAAGUACUUUGCGGCCACAUGCCCCUCUAUGUACGGCGCAGUACCAGGCAUAAAGCCUCAGCGCAAAUGUUUGGUCUCUGGUGUUGAACUUGAUGCUAGCUCACCCGGGCCUGCUUUCUCAACCAUCGCCGAGGCUGCACUCGAGGCUUACCGGUCGCUAUCUGACUUGACUUCAAAAAGCCCUACUAUCGAGGCUGAGAUCAGACCGGAACUGGCUGUCAUUAUCGGUCUUUGCAUAAUCCAAACUGCAUUUCCUCCGUCAGCCGGUACCUCGAACGUUCCUGUCUCUUACGCCCCCCUGCUGCGAGCCCUACUCUUUCUCGAACACCAGCUCACUUUGACACCGAAACACAACAUCAUCUCCCUACUUCUAGUACAACUGCAUCUUCGAGUUGGUUCCGCGUCUCGUGCCCGAGAAAUCUGGAAUACACUGGGUGUCAAACGCACCAUCAUGGACUCACUCGCUCCCAUUUUUUACGACCGCCUCUCGACGAUUUCACCUGCUCUCAUCUCAUCAUCGGACCGGACCGGUUGUGAACUUAUGGACUUGCUGAGCUCUCACUUCAAAACGUCACUGAAGCUUAAAAUGCCCUCGCGGCUAAUAGAUGCUAUCCAUUCGAAAAGUUAUAGUAGCGCUAUCGAUAUCCCCGAAUACAUGGAAAACCUGCGGUGGAGCUGCACACGAGUGAUGAGUCUGGUAGAAGAUGUUAGAACCGAUCGCCUCAUGGGAGAACGCUUCUCAGAGCUGUUGACCGAUCCCCGAUUCAAAGCCGAAGUGACCGACGAUAUGAAACUGGUUGAGACCAUAGACUAUGGAUCUUUCCCGUCAUGGGACUACAGUUCUCAACCACCUGUGUACUCCCGUUUGCGAGUUGGACCACCGCCAACAAAUCGUCGCGCUCAUCUAUCCCUCCUCUCUGAAGCAUUCCAUGAACUCUUGGGUUACAAGCCUCCUCCCAAUUAUAAGGCUUCUGCGGCAGCCGCCAUUACAGACCAAAUCUUCGUCCUCGAAUCACUCAGUCAACUUAGCAAUUCUUUCAUGAAGUUCUCUAACGGUCCCAGCGGCGACCUCACCCCACAAGAAGCAACCUACUUUGAGGUCAUCAGCCUACUCAGUACUCUCAUUCCUUUCGCAACCGGUAUCAAUAGGGCCAAACCCAUGCCCGAGGAAUUUUUCCAGAUUAUGGACACUCUGAAAAUUGCCAUAGACACUCUCAAGCUAGAGCUUCUGCCUCUCGCAAACGCCUCAGAGCAAGUCACAACUCUGAGCACGCUUCAUUCUCUCGCCAUCCUCCGCGACACUUCCAUCGCUAUUAAAGCCUCGGCCCAAUGGGUUAUUGCCUUCAAUGAUCGCGAAAAAGAGCGUGAUCGCUCUGGGAAGAGUAAUCUUCCAAAAGAGGUCAUGGCACAGAUCAGGGAGCUUGUGACGAUAUCUGAGGGUACACUGAAGGAGGGCAAGGCCACCGUGGCGAAGAUGAAAGAACAAGUAUAUGGGCGAGACUUUGAGCCCGCGGUAAGAGCGUGGAUUUUCGAAGACGCAGAUAACAUUUUGGGCAUCGUCGGAGAGGCAGCGACGAAGAAACUCGUCCAGAGCUGGGAAUCCAACAUUAAGGGGUGGACCCAGGUAGUGUGGAGUUAG
This is a messenger RNA of Fusarium tjaetaba, 3000 nucleotides long. RefSeq lists its product as uncharacterized. Bases 1 to 3000 code for a protein of 999 amino acids. The transcript has 7 exons. Lineage: Eukaryota; Fungi; Ascomycota; Sordariomycetes; Hypocreales; Nectriaceae. The record is from RefSeq and is a predicted model, not a curated record.